Amphimedon queenslandica is the source of this 1813-nucleotide messenger RNA. Its product is annotated as cytosolic purine 5'-nucleotidase-like. Bases 38 to 1714 code for a protein of 558 amino acids. The transcript is spliced from 23 exons. Gene Ontology annotation, molecular function: 5'-nucleotidase activity. The record is from RefSeq and is a predicted model, not a curated record. Lineage: Eukaryota; Metazoa; Porifera; Demospongiae; Haplosclerida; Niphatidae.
AACCACUCCUCUUUUUCUUAAUUUCUUGUCUGUCAAGAUGAUGAUGGCUGCUGAGAAUGGAAGUGCGAGUGUCAUUUCUGACGAUCAUUUGAAGAAGUUGGUCGAUUCUUGCAAAAGAAACAAGCAAGACAGGUCGCUCACUGAGCUGGCCAAAGACAGAGAGGGACGAGUGUUCGUCAAUAGAAGUAUUUCUAUGGAUAAGAUAAAAUAUAUUGGAUUUGACAUGGAUCACACUUUAGUAGUAUAUAGAUCACCAGAAUAUGACAAGCUAGCAUAUCAGCUAGCCGUACAAAGGCUAGUGUCCAUUGGUUACCCCAGGUCGAUUGAAAAUAUUAUUUAUGAUGAAGUGUUUGCCUUAAGGGGCCUGUUCUUUGAUAGAAGAUAUGGUAACAUUCUAAAAUUGGACUCCUUUGGUAAUAUCCUAUCGUGUUAUCAUGGCUUCUCUGCUUUAUCUGUGUCAGAGAUAAGGAACUAUUAUCCUAAUAAAUAUGUCCAGGUCAAUCAUGAUAGACUAUUCAGUUUAGAAACGUUAUUCCACACACCUGAAACUUUCUUACUCUCUGCUUUGGUUCAUUUCUUUGAUGCUCAUCCUCAAUACACGAGGAUAGAGGAAGGGUCUGAUCAGUACACUGGAGUUAAGAAUGGCGACGUUAUCAUUACCUACAGGAUGAUACAGCAAGAUGUACGUACUGCCAUUGACUGGGCACAUAUCGAGGGUGAUCUAAAGAAACUCACGCUUGAAAACCUUCCACUCUACGUGAAGAGAGACCCCAGACUGCCACGCUGCAUAGAAAGGUUACGCCAGUCUGGCAAGAAGCUAUUCAUAGCUACUAACAGCGGGUAUGAGUACACUUCCAAGAUAAUGAGCUAUUUGUUUCAACUACCUGAUGUCACUAGGGAAUGGAAGACUUAUUUUGAUUAUAUUAUCGUUGAUGCUAAAAAGCCGCUGUUCUUUCAGGAGGGAAGCAUGCUAAGGGAAGUUGAUGAGAGUACUGGUUCACUGAGGUUGGGUCGGUUUGCUGGUGAACUUACUCCUGGAAAAGUAUUCUCUGGAGGUUCAUCUGAUGCCUUCUGUAAGAUAGCAGGAGCUCAGGGAAAGGAAGUUUUGUAUGUUGGUGACCAUAUUUUUGGUGAUAUUAUCAAGUCAAAGAAGGAGCAGGCAUUCAGAACCUUCUUAGUUAUACCGGAGCUAAUCACUGAGAUAACUACAUUUGAAAAUGCAAAAGGAUUAUUAACACGGAUACAAAACCUUGAGUUUCUACUAUCGGAGAUGUACCAUGACGAGAGAUCAAGUGUUAAGGAAAGUGUUCAAGACUUACCAAGCAUAGAUGCCAUUAGGACAGCAAUUAGGGAUACCUCACAAAUGAUAGAAGAUUCUUAUCCACACUCACUUGGGAGUCUACUGAGAUGUGGCUCAAGGCUGACGUAUUUUGCUAAUCAGGUCAGUAGAUUUGCUGACCUCUACAGCUCCUCGUGUGUGAACCUGGUAAACUAUCCAGACCAUUAUCUAUUCAGUUCCCCACACCAACUGAUGGCUCAUGAAACUGCUUCCACUGAAGAAGAGGAUUCCUCAGUCUCUCCCAAGUUGUUAGGCAGUGGCUUCAAUCACAAGAAGAAAAGGAAUAUUAAGAGAAAUGUUAGUGCUACAGUUGGACUGGAUCUUGAUAUUGAGGAUGAUGAUAUAGAUGGUUUUAUUUCUAAUGAUAAAAAUUAGCGUGUGACAGAAUCUGAUUAGAAAACUUCAUCAAUUAUUAUUAUUAUUAAUUUCUCUGAUCAUAAUUAAUUUUAAUCAUCCCAAUUGGCCAAGGCAUUA